This is a messenger RNA of Rhinolophus ferrumequinum (greater horseshoe bat), 4565 nucleotides long. It is a transcript of the gene KHNYN, whose product is annotated as KH and NYN domain containing. The record is from RefSeq and is a predicted model, not a curated record. Bases 227 to 2293 code for a protein of 688 amino acids. Gene Ontology annotation, cellular component: cytoplasmic ribonucleoprotein granule; nucleus. Gene Ontology annotation, molecular function: mRNA binding; RNA endonuclease activity. Lineage: Eukaryota; Metazoa; Chordata; Mammalia; Chiroptera; Rhinolophidae. The transcript is spliced from 9 exons.
CAGUCCCGGGAGGGGCCCGGCUGACUCCGCCCCGGGCCAGGAAGUGACUCAAAAAACAGUUCGAGAUGUGGAGAAGAGAGGUCCCCGUUGGGUGAGAAAUCCGGGAAGGCCCGCCCAGAUUCGAGCCCCCCGCCUUUCUCCCCUGGGCCGGGGGCGCGGGCGAAGCUGGGGCCGGCGGGCACCUAGAGGCACCGGCAGGAGAGGCCACAACGGGCGGCCGAGGCGGAUGGCCCCAAAUCUCCUGGGGUGUUUACCAGAUCGGCAACUAGGGCUGGGUGGCCAAGCAGCCAUGCCUACCUGGGGGGCUGGCUCCGCGUCCCCUGACCGUUUUGCCGUGUCUGCGGAGGCCGAGGACAAGGUGCAGCGGCAGCAACCCCACGUGGAGCGCAUCUUCCGCGUAGGGAUGAGCGUCCUCCCGAAGGACUGCCCGGAGAACCCUCACAUCUGGCUGCAGCUGGAGGGCCCCAAGGAGAAUGCCAGCAGAGCCAAGGAGUACCUGAAGGGUCUCUGUAGCCCGGAGCUACAGGAUGAAAUCCACUACCCACCCAAACUACACUGCAUCUUUUUGGGGGCCCAGGGCUUCUUCCUUGAUUGCCUGGUCUGGAGCACGUCAGCCCACCUGGUACCUAGGGAACCCGGCUCGCUCAUGGUCAGUGGCCUGACCGAGGCAUUCGUCAUGGCUCAGAGCCGAGUGGAGGAGCUGGUGAAGCAGCUGACCUGGGACUUUCGGCCAGGGCCAUCCCCUGGAGCCUCUCAGUGUGCUGGAGUGCUGAGAGACUUCUGUGCCCUGUUGCAGCCCCGGGAGGAUGCCCACAGAGAAGCCCUGCUGCAGCUGCCCCUGGCUAUCCAGGAGGAACUGCUGAGCCUCGUGCAGGAGGCAUCCAGGGGGCAGGGGCCCCAAGCACUUCCCUCUUGGGAGGGGGGGAGCCCAGGUCUGCUGGGUGCUCAGUACCAGGGAGUUGGAGCUCCCCUGAGUGAAGGCAGGGAGUCCCUGGACACUGGACCUAUGGGGUGGCAAGAGUCAAGGGCAGAGAGAUAUGCUGUGGAGAAGGAGGGAGGGAAGCAGGGUGGUCCCAGGGAGAUGGAUUUGGGGUGGAAGGAGCUGCCUGGGGAAGAGGCCUGGGAAAGAGAAGUGGCCUUUAGGUCACAGUCAGGGGGAGGAGAGGCAAGGCAGGCAGGCCUCCUGAAGGGGAAAACCUUGGGAAAGGAGGGAGUGCCUCAGGAAAGUGGACGAUUCUGUGUCCAGGGUGAGUCUUCUGGUGCCCAGGGCCCCUGUCAGAGGGCAGCACAGCCCCGGGGAGCCUCUCUCCUCCAGCGGCUCCAUAAUGGGGAGGCCUCACCUCCUAGAGUGCCUAGCCCCCCACCUGCACCUGAACCCCCGUGGCACUGUGGAGACCGAGGAGACAGGGCAGACAAGCAGCAGGUUGUGGCUCGAGGUCGGGGGUCUCCGUGGAAACGAGGCACCCGGGGGGGCAACUUGGUGACUGGCACUCAGCGUUUCCAGGAGGCCCUGCAGGAUCCUUUCACCCUGUGCCUUGCCAAUGUACCUGGCCAGCCAGAUCUCCGCCAUAUUGUCAUUGAUGGCAGCAACGUAGCCAUGGUGCACGGCCUCCAGCAUUACUUCUCCAGCCGGGGCAUCGCCAUUGCUGUGCAGUACUUCUGGGACCGUGGCCACCGGGACAUAACCGUCUUUGUGCCUCAGUGGCGCUUCAGUAAGGAUGCCAAGGUCAGAGAGGGUCACUUCCUGCAGAAGCUCUACUCCCUCAGCCUGCUCUCCCUCACUCCUUCCAGAGUCAUGGAUGGCAAGAGGAUCUCCUCCUAUGAUGACAGGUUCAUGGUGAAGUUGGCUGAAGAGACUGACGGGAUCAUAGUCUCCAAUGACCAGUUCCGGGACCUGGCAGAGGAGUCCGAGAAGUGGAUGGCAAUUAUCAGAGAGCGCCUGCUGCCCUUCACCUUUGUGGGAAACCUCUUCAUGGUCCCUGAUGACCCGUUGGGGCGAAAUGGCCCCAUGCUGGAUGAGUUCCUGAAGAAGCCAGUCAGGGCACAAGGGUCUUCUAAGGCUCAGCAUCCUUCCAGGGGCUUCGCAGAACCCGGCAAUCAGCAGCAGGGGAGAGAAGAGGAGGAAAAAGGCAGUGGUGGCAUUCGGAAGACCCGGGAGACGGAGCGGCUCCGGCGCCAGCUACUGGAGGUGUUUUGGGGCCAGGAUCACAAGGUGGACUUCAUCUUGCAGCGGGAGCCUUACUGCCGGGACAUCAACCAGCUUUCGGAGGCCCUGCUCAGUCUCAACUUUUGAGCGUCACCUGCCUGAGUGGCUGCCGCCCCGUCAGCUCCAGCCUCACCCAGCUCAGCCCCUUCGAGGGUCCCUGUGCUGCUCAGACCCUGACCGAGACCCACUUUAAGUUAGUGCACUGGGUUAGGGAAGCGCUGAGGAAGAGCAUUUGAGUGUGGGGAAUGCUCCUGCCUAGUGCACUUUGGGGACAGGUCCUUCAAGUGACUUGAUCUCCCCUUGAGUCAGGACCUCAGCCAGCUCUCAAGAGGUUCUCCUCAGCCUUCACUUCUCAGCCUUGCCAUAGCACAGGGUUUCUGUAGGGAGUGAGGGCUGCUGAAGAGGGUAGGUCCUGGAGAUUGGGACUGCUGGCUUCUUGAAGCUGAGCUGGGGGUGGAGGCUAGGGUGGGCGGGAGGGGAAUGAAGAACGAUGGCAAGGAAGCUGAGCCUUUCCUCUCCCUGGCUGCUGCUCUGGAUGGUGCCCAGGCUUGGCUGGGCUCCUGGGAACCUUGGAGGGAAUGCUGGGCCCUGGAAAGGCUAGGGGUCUGGGUCACAGGGGGACAGCAGGGAGCUGGUGGGGAAGGCAGAAGGAAACUUGGCUUCUGGUCUCAGCAGUGCCUGUCUGUGACCUUGAUGGAGCUGCGUGGCCUUUACUUCUGCCUAUAAGUCAGACGUAAAAAUACUGUUGGGAAGAGACGUGAGAACAUGGAGGAGGGCUCCUUGGAGGAAAGGUACUUGGACCAAGUCUCAGGUGUGUUUGUGGCUGUACAGGCUUCUGAACCAAAACCUUGCUCAGAGAACUGAGGGUCCUCUAUCCCCAGGGCUUGUGCCCUCAAUUUUAACACUGCACCCUCAUUCUGAUGUGCCCUAUAAUGGCUGCAUCCCUUUUGGGCAACCCCCAAAUCCACAUUUACAAAACAGUAAGGGGUAAUUGUUUGCAUUACCAAAAUACUCUCAGGGUUCCUCAAAAUGGCAGCUCUCCUGUUGUAUUCAAGUUUACAGAUUAACGAAUGUGUCCGAAAGGCCCUGGUUCCAUGCACUUGCUGAGGUGUUGCCCGUUCACCAAGCCAAUGAAGCCAUGUUCUGCAGUGACAAUGUUAAUGUGAGCAGACCCUAGCAUUUUCUCUACAGUACACGUAUGUUGCAUAAAGCGAGGCCCACUUUUACUUUGUGUGUGUAUGUAUGCGGAUGGGGUUAGAGAUUGUAUCUAGACAAACCACUUAUCUGGAAAAUGGAAAUGGAAGAAUCAAACCAACUGCUGUCCCACCAGGACAUUCCACCCUGACUCCUGCAGGUCAUUGUCCUUUAUCUGCCUGAAGUCCUCCCGUGCCUGGGAACUGUCUACCUCCAAGGUGGUGCAUUCCGUCUCUGGACGUUGUUAGUAGUCCUUCCUUUAGUGUAGCCCCUAACUUGCACUUCUGCCAUAUGCUGGUCACUCCGCCAGGAAUAAUAUAGGGCCAGUCAACCCAGAGUCCAAGACCAGAUAAAGAAGGGGGACAGGUGGCACAGGGUUCUGUGCUGUCUGGGCCUGCAGAAGUCCCUGUAACGGUCCUUUUCAGGCUCUGGCUGUGCUCCCUGAGCAGCACGGUGUGUCUGUGUGUACUGCCACUCCAGCUCCUCAUUCCGGCAACGGGGGGAGCUGAGUGCUGAUGGAGAGGGGCCCUUCCCAGUGUCUUCACGCCCUCCUCCCUGUUGGUGAUGUAUCUCACUAGACCCUAGUGACUUGGGCUGGGGGCAGGUGUGCUCAAGAGAGGCUAGUCAGGGAGGUGACAGUGACUCAAAGUCCCCUCAGAAGAAAACAGAAUGGUUAAUAUGCCUGAUUUAGGGGCUAGGGAAACUGCUGGUCAAGUUGUGGCAGAUACCAGGGUAGAUAAAAGAAGAGGGUCUUAGAUGAACACUUGGGACUUUUUUUUCCUAAUAGGGUUGAGUUUGUAGUUUUUGAUAUGUUCCUUGCCCCUUUCACUUUCAGUGAUGGUGGGUGUGCAGUAGGCCAGAGGUAUCUUCUGUCUCUGUGCUGGGGACCUUGGUUGACUGAAGUGGCCUCAAUCAGAUCAGAGGCAAGUCCUAAGCUUCUUCCAGACUGGAAUGUUGGCUUUGUCCUACAGCGUGAUGAACUGGGACCAGCGUGUGACUGCUGUAUUAACUCACUGCCAUCCCGUGAUUGACUGAAGGCUGUCCUCGACUUGGGCCUCAUCUCUGCUGGCAUCCGAAUGGCACUGUGAACAAGUGUGCAGGCUGGCCACAGAACACACUGGGAACCGAUCAUGCCUCAUCUUCUAGUCUUGACCUUUAUCAUAAC